Molecule: messenger RNA, 1702 nt
Organism: Erigeron canadensis
Lineage: Eukaryota; Viridiplantae; Streptophyta; Magnoliopsida; Asterales; Asteraceae
Product: lysosomal Pro-X carboxypeptidase
Exons: 9
Coding region: 33-1547 (504 amino acids)
Biological process (GO): proteolysis
Molecular function (GO): serine-type exopeptidase activity; dipeptidyl-peptidase activity
Source: RefSeq, a predicted model, not a curated record
UCAAUAGAAGAAGUCAUAUAAACCCCAACACAAUGGGGUUUGCAUCACAAUGGCUUCUCAUCUUUGUUGUCACCUUCUUCACCAUAACCACGGUGAGUUCAUCACAUAAGAUCCCACGGCUUAGUCCGGUUGAUCCGAGGCUACGAUACCAGACAAACGCUGUCACGACAACCGUUUCUAAUGAUCAUUUGAAGACCUUUUUCUACAAUCAAACACUCGACCACUUUAACUACAAGCCGGAAAGCUAUGCCACUUUUCGACAAAGAUAUAUCAUUAACUCUAAAUGGUGGGGUGGUGCUAAAAAGAAGGCACCGAUUUUUGUUUAUCUUGGUGCCGAAGGACCCAUAGAUGGAGACAUUGGUGCUCUUGGACUUCUCCCUGAUAUUGCCCCUCGUUUUAAGGCUCUUGUGGUGUAUUUAGAGCAUCGGUUUUAUGGAGAAUCAAACCCGUUCGGGUCAAAUGGAGAUCCAAGUUCAAUCAAGGCAAUGGAGGAAUCGGUGCGAAACAAGACUAUUCGUGGGUAUUUUAAUUCAGCUCAAGCAUUAGCAGAUUACGCAGAGUUAUUAUCGCAUAUUAGAAAGGAAUUAUGUGCUCAUGAUUCUCCUGUCAUUGUUGUGGGAGGAUCUUACGGUGGAAUGCUUGCAUCUUGGUUCCGUCUCAAGUAUCCACAUAUCGCGCUUGGAGCUCUUGCUUCCUCUGCUCCUAUUCUCUACUUUGAUACCAUCACUCCUCAAGAUGGAUAUUAUUCCAUCGUUACCAAAGAUUUCAAGGAAGCAAGUGAAAAGUGUUACCACACCAUAAGGAAAUCAUGGGACGAGAUCGAUAGAGUUGCUUCUAUACCAAAUGGUCUUGCUAUUCUUUCCCAAAAAUUCAAAACAUGCUCGCCAAUAAGAACUUCUUUCGAGCUCAAGGACUACUUAGAAAUGAUAUAUGCGGGUGCGGCUCAAUACAAUGCUCCACCAACGUAUCCAACGACCCAAAUUUGUCAAGCUAUCGACGGUGCAAACAACGCCACUAAUAUUCUUGAUCGCGUAUUUGCUGGGGUUGUUGCUUAUCAAGGAGACGGACCUUGUUAUAAUUUAACAUCAAGAGUUAGCCAAACAUCCAUCGGAUGGAGAUGGCAAGCUUGUAGUGAGAUGGUGAUGCCAAUUGGAAUAACUAGUAACAUCAGCAUGUUCCAAAGUGAGCCUUAUGAAGAAAAAUUAGUUAUUGACGACUGUGUUAAUAGAUAUGGCGUUAGGCCGCGGCCUCAUUGGGCUACAACUUAUUACGGUGGAUAUGACAUAAGGCUCGCGCUUAACAAAUUUGGUAGCAAUAUCAUCUUCUCCAAUGGUUUAAGAGAUCCAUAUAGCAGUGGAGGAGUACUCGAAGAUAUAUCGGACACGAUCCUCGCUGUUAAAGCCACAAAUGGUUCACAUUGUUUGGAUUUGUUAAACUCGAGAGAAAGUGAUCCCGAGUGGUUGGUUGAGCAGCGAAAUGAGGAAGUGAAGAUUAUCAAACGAUGGCUCAGUAAAUAUUACAAAAGUCUCCCUUUACUAAAGCAAUGAUGAUAGAUCAUAAUUCAUAACAUGUUCUCUUUUUCUUUUUUUACAUUUUAGUAGCUAUCAAAACAAAUAAUUCGACAUUUUGUUUAACUUAAAGUUUAGAUUAAGAAAGUUCCAUUUUUUUCAUAUAUAUAUAUAUGAAUCAUGAAUUAGCUUUA